This is a messenger RNA of Bufo bufo (common toad), 2070 nucleotides long. It is a transcript of the gene STRA6, whose product is annotated as signaling receptor and transporter of retinol STRA6. The transcript is spliced from 18 exons. Bases 128 to 2038 code for a protein of 636 amino acids. Gene Ontology annotation, molecular function: signaling receptor activity; retinol transmembrane transporter activity. Gene Ontology annotation, biological process: vitamin A import into cell. Lineage: Eukaryota; Metazoa; Chordata; Amphibia; Anura; Bufonidae. The record is from RefSeq and is a predicted model, not a curated record. Gene Ontology annotation, cellular component: plasma membrane.
GAGAGCGUGUACAUAUUUUUCUUCUUUCCGGAUACAGGUGUCUCUGCUGCUCCAGCACCUGCAGCAUACAGGGAGGGCCUCAUCCACCUUAGGACAAAAGCUACAGGAGCAGUAAGUGGGCAGCAAUAUGUCAAGCUUAGAGGGGAGUCCUGGACCUGAACAAGAUGACCAGCUCUAUGAUAACUGGUAUGUUGAUGAUCCCCAAGAACCAACAGUUCCACCUCAUGAAAUUAUCUUACCCUGUUCCCCAACAUUGUCUGAUGGAUUAUACCACCUUAUCCUCGCACCUGUAUCUCUAUGCACAUUGCUGCUUCUAUGUUUCCUGGUUCGGAGACGAAAGCUUUGCACCUCUUUCUGUUGGGGCGUCCCUGGUGUUCUCAGCCCUUUGAAUCUCCUAGAUGGUACCAGCAACAAUUGGGUGCCCUGUGCAGUUUUUGGGUUGCUUUUUUCCUCAAUCUUUCGAAUGCUUUUAGACCCUACUACUCUCAACUUCAUUACAGACAGUGAUGGGUCUCACAAAGAAUAUUGGAAAAUCUUCAGCCUCUUCUAUUAUCCUGCCCUGUACUACCCACUUUUGGCAAGUCAUAAUGUCCACAAAAUACCUGGGUACAUAGCAGGCAGCAUCUUAUCAUGGAUGCACUGUGGGGCAUUAAUAUGGCAGAAGGCAGAAUGUCCUCAGACACCACAGUUCUAUAGUUAUUACUCCUUAUUAGCGACUGUGCCACAGAUCUGCUGCCUUCUUCUGCUAAGUAUCAUCUACCCUACACUUCUCCUUCAAAAACUGCAGCAGCCCUCUCACAAGCAGAUGUCUGAAAGAGAUUACUACCUCAAAUACCUGAAAAGCCUUCUGAGACGCAAGGCAUCUAAAACCAGCAAAGACUCAGUCAGCAUUGGCUCCCAGGUUUCACUUAAUCUCUGCUCCUAUCUCUGUUCUUCCAAUAUAGGUUUUCGCUUAUCACAAAGAUCCUUACUGGCAGUUACAGUAUCUGUAUUGUCCGUCUAUCAGGUGGCCCUCCUUCUUCUGGUAGGAUUCCUCCCAACAGUGCAGAAGAUGCGUGGUUCUAUUAAUGCAGAAACUAUACUCGUUCUAGGUGGAUUUGGAUUGACUGUUGAUAAGGAUAAGGAAAAAGCUGUGGACUACAUUGUAUACUAUAUCUGGACAGUGGAAGUAUGUUACAUUGCUGCUCUGGUGUUGUCCUGUGCUGUAACAAUAACAAUGCUGCUGCGGUCGCUGGUCAAACACAGAUGGGCGCUACAGUCUUUGUGUGCUGGUCAGGUCUCACAGGUCUUUCUAAAGCCCCGCUCUCUUCAACCAUCUCCACCAGCUCUUGCCAGCUGGAUGAGUCACAUCAGUUACCAAGCUGCUGUGACCUGCACAGGUUUCAUCCUGCAGCAUGUGGUCUUGUUUCUUGUCCACCUGAUUGUUACUUUUCUUAUCAUUAUUCCAAUCGGAUAUGGAAAGUUCCAGAUUAUUCUCAAUAUCCUAGAAAGAACAUGGCCGUUCUGGUUACUUUUGUUCCUGGUCACAGUAGUUCAGCACCUUUGUACGCGUUUCAUCUUCAUGCAAGGAGAUCCACGGCAGACUACUAACAGGAGAAGCCUCUUCCUUUUCACAUAUAUCUUCCUCCCAGUGAACAUUUUACGAGGUGGACUGCUCGCAAUCGCCCGGAUUGUUGUCUCAAUUACCUUUAAUAUCAUCCAUUUCUGUCGUCUGGACUUAAGCUUACUUCAACAUAGUGUACAAGGCUGGGACCCAGGCUACAGGAACUAUUGUAACUUCUUGCUGUUGGAGCUCAGUGAGUGUCACCCAGUGGUCACAGCUUUUUGUUUACUUCUGAAGCCCCCUAGUUGGAAGAAGCCUGACCUGGAGGAAGGAAUUCAUCUGAUGCCAGCGGACAGCCGAUUGAUGAAAGGAGCGCGUUCUCACUUAGCCAGAGCUCGCUGGGGUCUUGCAUAUACGCUAAUUCACAACCCAUCUCUUCUCAGUCAUCGAGGAUCUAAAACCAUCAAUGGAGGAUCUCCUACCCAUUCUAAAUAGCACCUGGCCAACAACCAGGGGACAUUCCAUUA